This is a messenger RNA of Cynocephalus volans (Philippine flying lemur), 3577 nucleotides long. It is a transcript of the gene MYDGF, whose product is annotated as myeloid derived growth factor. The record is from RefSeq and is a predicted model, not a curated record. The transcript is spliced from 6 exons. Bases 12 to 533 code for a protein of 173 amino acids. Gene Ontology annotation, biological process: positive regulation of angiogenesis; positive regulation of endothelial cell proliferation. NCBI's taxonomy places the organism in Eukaryota, Metazoa, Chordata, Mammalia, Dermoptera, Cynocephalidae.
CCGAUGCCAAGAUGGCGGCGCCCAGCGGAAGGAGGGACGGCAGCAGCGCGAGCCUGUGGGCCGCCUUGCUCCUGGCGGCUGUGGCGCUGAGCUCGGCGGAGGCGGUGUCCGAGCCCACGACGGUGGCGUUUGACGUGCGGCCCGGCGGCGUCGUGCACUCUUUCUCCAAGAGCGUGGGUCCGGGGGACAAGUAUACUUGUGUGUUCACCUAUGCUUCUCAAGGAGGGACCAAUGAGCAGUGGCAGAUGAGUCUGGGGACCAGCGAAGACAACCAGCACUUCACCUGUACCAUCUGGAGGCCCCAGGGGAAGUCGUACCUGUACUUCAUGCAGUUCAAGGCCGAGGUGCGGGGUGCCCACAUCGAGUAUGCCAUGGCCUACUCUAAAGCUGCGUUUGAAAGUGAAAGUGACAUUCCCCUGAAAAAAGAGGAAUUUGAAGUGACCAAAACAGCAGUGGCCCACAGGCCCGGAGCAUUCAAGGCUGAGCUGUCCAAGCUGGUGAUCGUGGCCAAGGCAUCCCACAAUGAGCUGUGACCAGCAGCCCCAGCGAGGGAGGGCGGUGUUUCCCCAUCUCCACCGAGGGAGCCCGCAGCCCUGAGAGGGCUGGCGCAUUACAGGUUUUCUAGGGAGGCUUUGAGUUUUCUGACCUGGCUGAUGUUGCCCUGUUCGGAGGGGUUCACAGAGCAGCCUAGGCCCCCCAGGGCAGAGUCCAGGGGCCCAGAGGAUCUUCCCAGCCCCCCUUUUGACUCCCCCACAUCUUCCCUGUCCCCACUCCCUGCCACAUUCUUCUGAACUCGGGGUGCAAGUCUGAGACCCAAGGAGGGUGGGAAAUGAGGGGGGAUCGGGCUUUUCUGAAGCCAGCUUGUGUCUACUCAUGGGACCUGGCCAGGAGAGCGAUCAUAGUUCCCGCACCCCAAGCCAAAUACCCUCUGAGCGCCUCCAGGACUGUUUUCUUAACAGUUUACCCAGGGGACCUUUCAGAUUAACUGGGAAAAGAUGAAAUGUUCUUUCAUAUUUAAAUAAAUAAGAUGAUUAAAAAGCAGCCACAUAGACUGGGCCCUACCGCCUGGGCAUCUGUGUAGAGGCUGGGGAUGGCCACCCCCAGGUCCUUUCCCUGCUCUCCCUGACCUAGGGGUUAGUUUUGGUUAGUUUUUUGAAGCUGGAUUGCAUCCUGGUGACUUUUAAGAAAACAAAAACAGAUUAGAGCGUGCUGCUGAUAACACCAAGGUCCAGGGUUCGAUCCCUGUACUGGCCAGCCACGAAAAAAAAAAAAAAAUGAAAACAUCCAUAGGCAAACAAACAUAAAUAACUACAAGCCCCAAAAUGCCCCAGCCACUCUGAAGGGCCUUGGUCUCCCAGCAGCAGGACCUGGGAGUCUGACCCAGAGCUUCGACCUCCAGCCUGACCUCUGACUGCAUUCUCUCAGCAGCAAACCAGGAGAAAAGCAACCGUGUCACCCUCCCUGAGCUCCAGGCUACCUGGCUGGAAGGCAGGGGUGCCACUGACAACCAUGGCGUUGGGACUGAUGGCAGCUGGGAGGGGUGCUGCUGUCCCCCCCACUUCCCAGAAGAGAAACAGGCCAAGGUCCCACACCUGGAAGACACAGAGUGAGUCUCCCACCCAGUUGACACUUGCACCUGGUCCUGGUGCGGGAACUGGAAUAAUGUUAUCAGAACCAAGAGUGAAUGGGGGAGGGGGCUGGGGCUCUAGUCAGCCAGCCUUAACUUCCCAGCAUGUGCUCAAGUGCCUCCUGAAAAGGAAAGUUCUGAAGCUCAUCGAUGGGACAGGCCCCCUGACCACAGGGCUUUGAGCUCUGGGGAGCACCGUCAUCUGCCAGCAUUGUGGGGUUCCUUCCAGGGCCAGGAGCCUUUUCUGCUCUCAACUUGGAGGCUGCCCAGGACCCAGAGGAACCACCCAGGGCCUUCUACACAGAAAGGCAGUUGAAAACUGCAGGUGGACCAGACCCACAGCCUUGCUUUUUGCCCAGAAUCACUCGCCUUUCUGAAUCUACAACGCAGAGAAGGUGGUGCUUUGCACCAGCCCACAGUGGGGCAUAUGGGGACACACGUAAGCUUCCUUUCGUCCCACGUGUGCGCAUGCCUGCAUCUUCACAUAGCUUUCAGGUAAAUUCUAAAACAAAGCAACCUGGCCCCACGAUCUUUGGUUGUGAGGAGGAGCAGAAGCAGACUCGUGUUUGGGCCUGUAGAAGCCAGGCUCUGCAGCUCCACUAUCCUGUCGUCCCAGUGCCCAGAAGAGCCGAGACUGGACCUGUCGACAAGGGCCAUGCCGUGUGGCGGUAACAUGCAACUUCGAUUUAUUUAUUAUUUAUUGCCAUUUAUUUACUUAUUUUUUUGGUGGCUGGCUGUUAUCGGGAUCUGAACCCUUGACCUUGGUGUUAUGAGCACCAUGCUCUAACCAGCUGAGCUAACCAACCAGCCUGCAGCUUUGAUUUAUAAGGCAAAUGUUCUGAGAACACAAGAGAAAGCUGUCAGGCAGCACCAAGUGCUUUAAUCAGCAGGUCCACAUAAUGCAGUUGGAAGGAGUGUACUUUUAUUUAAAUAGUUCUGUAGUACUCUUUGGUUUCUUUUUUAAUUAAAUCUCACACUUAGAAAAGAGUCGAGACAGGCCAGACAGCCCAGCAGGGAACCAGCACAAUUAUGCACAUUGAUCUAUUCAGUCUGCAGAGCCCAGGGUGCGGGAUUUCAUCUGGGGUUUCUUGGGAAAACCAGAAUGCAUGUUCAUUCUUGAAUCUGAAGUUCUGUCUUUCGACGUAAGAGAAGAGAAGUUUGCCUUUGAAGACUAGGGCAGAGGUAGGAACAGCUGGCUCUUGGUGAAAGCCUUUGGCUUUUCCAGGGAAGCAGAAACCAAACCACAGAAAGGCUGCCUUGAAUCUGGAGUCAUGAUUUCCCAUCAGCCAGUGCAGCAGGCCAGGGAGAGGCAAAAGGGAGUGGUGGGGUCUGUGGCAAAGCAGUGACAGGGCAAUUCCUAGUAGCUUCACCAGGGGGCAGUGCAGGCUCAGGGGAGUUUUUCCAGGAGAAACUCCAAAUCUGGAUGUUCCAUGUAAUUUGCUCAUUUUAAUUUUAUUAUUAUUAUUAUUAUUUUUUGACCUGUAAGGGGAUCGCAACCCUUAGCUUGGUGUUGUCUGCACCAUGCUCAGCCAGUGAGCACACCGGCCAUCCCUAUAUAGGAUCCGAACCUGCGGCCUCGACACUAUCAGCACUGCACUCUCCCAAGUAAGCCACAGGGCCGGCCUAAUUUGCUCAUUUUUAAAUGUUGGCAGCUAAUUCCAAAUGUCUCAAAUACUGGAUGGAGCCAACCAAACCUGCCUUCUCACCUAGUAAGGCCUGCAGGCCUCCUAUUUGCAAUCUUUGCCCUGAACAGACAUGGUUCUGCAGAACAGUCAUCAGACCUUGUUCUCCCUGCACACACACAGGCACCCGAAAUAACCUUCCUGACCUGCAGCAGCGUUUUACAACCUUCUAAAACUCACGCCCCCAUCUGACAAAAAUUGCAAACACUCCCACACCCCACGUGGCCACACCCUGAGUUGAGAAUCACUGCAUCUUCUGGAUGUUGCC